GUCCGUCGAAGCCGCGACACGGGACGCGGCGACGGGGGCCGUAUCCUGCACCAUGUUCCCGUGGCUCCUCGUGGCGCUGAGCGUCUGUGUCCAUCCCAGCACAGGUCUCCCACCACGCCACAUGGACUCGGUGGUUGAGAUCGUGGAAGCCCUUGAGUCAACCGACCGCGGUUUCACCGGCACCGUGCCGGAACUGGCGCGGGCGCUGGGUAGCUGCAGCACCCCGGGGUGCCGUGCGGUGUUGGGAGAACCACCCGACGUUCCACCAGCCCCACCGACGCUCAGCCACGAACAGUGGCUGCUCUUCACCCAACUCCUCCGCCACGACGCUGCGGCGCCUGAGCGCGGCGCGGUGCUGGCACCCGACGGCUCCACCGUCGCCCUCGGCCCCCUCCUCGCCGGCAUUGAGGUUGGCCUCAAGCGGGUCUCGGGGUGGCCCAUCCCCAACAUCGAGCCACCCGUCGACGCGCUCUACGCUGUCACCAUCGCCGAAGCUUUGGGGACGUCGUUCCUCUUGGCUCGUGAUGGUGACGGCAACCAAACCACGCUGGGACCCGGCGGCUGUUGGGACGACGUCGACGACCCCCAAAACUACACCCUGCUGGGACCCCCGUCACUCAUCCCUGAUGCCAUCGCCAACGGGGCGAUGGAUGGGGUGCUGUUGGGUGCACACCUGGCCCGAGCACCCAUCCCGCUCGCCGACCUUCUCCGGGGCUACUACGGGACAGGCAACGGCACGGAGAAGGGGCGACCCCCCAGCAGUUACCGGCGACGAGAUUUCCGGGUGCUGACGGAGCCAGGGAAGCUGGAGGAGGAGGUGGCGGCGAUGCUGAGGGUGCUGCGGGUGCUGCCACCCACCCAGGAGCUCUUGGAGGAUGUGGGGCCGGAGGAGGUGGUGGCCAUCGCUCAUCGGGCAGCACAGGAGUUCAUGGAGGUCUACGUGGACUGCCCGGCCAUCGUGCCCCGGUGCAUGUGGGGUGCCCGUCCCUACCGGGGCACCCCCAAGCCGUUGACCCUCCCCUUGGACUCCAUCUACAUCCACCACACCUUCAUACCCAGCGUCCCAUGCCGCACUUUCACGGCCUGCGCCCGCGCCAUGCGUGCCAUGCAACGCUUCCACCAGGACACCCGUGGUUGGGAUGACAUCGGCUACAGCUUCGUGGUGGGGUCGGAUGGGUACCUGUACCAAGGUCGGGGUUGGCACUGGGUUGGUGCCCACACCAAAGGCUACAACAGCAAAGGCUACGGCGUGGGCUACGUUGGAGACUUCUCGGCCACCUUGCCGGACCCUGACACCAUCGCCUUGGUGAGGGAUGGGCUCCUGCCCUGUGCCGUGCGGACCGGCCGGCUCCAUCAUAACUACACCCUACGUGGCCACCGCCAGAUGGGUCAUACUGACUGUCCCGGCAACUCCCUCUUCCAUGAGAUUGAGACCUGGCAUGGCUUCAAGUGAGGACCGGCCCUGUGGGUCCGGGUCUGGAUGGGUGCAGGCAAGGUUGGAUCAUGGUCCAGAUGGAUACUGGCCCAACGGGUGAUGGUCCGGAUGGACCCUGGUCCAACAGAUGUUGGCUCAAUGGACACCAGCCUGGAUGGACCCUGGUCCGGAUGGAUACCACUCUGAUGAACACCAGCCCAGAUGGACCCUGGUCCAGACAGACCUCGACCCAAUGGAUGACAUCACGGAUAGCCCCUGGUCCAGAUGGACACCAGCUCAAUGGCUGCCAACCCUGAUGGACACUGGUCUAGAGAGAUCCUGGUCCGGGUGGACACCAGCCCAACGGAUGCCAGCCUUGAUGGACCCUGGCCCAGAAGAACCCCAGCCUUGAAGGCUACCAGCCUGGGCAGAUCCUAGCCCAGAUGGGCACCAGCCCGGGUGGAUCUUGACCCCGGUGGCCCAGCAGACCAUCCCCAAAGCCAGGAACCACCAGAAAUCCCCUUGCAAUAAAGUCAAUGCCAGGACAUCA
Messenger RNA from Grus americana (Whooping crane), 1964 nucleotides. It is a transcript of the gene PGLYRP2, whose product is annotated as peptidoglycan recognition protein 2. The record is from RefSeq and is a predicted model, not a curated record. Gene Ontology annotation, biological process: defense response to Gram-positive bacterium; detection of bacterium; peptidoglycan catabolic process. Bases 53 to 1453 code for a protein of 466 amino acids. Gene Ontology annotation, molecular function: N-acetylmuramoyl-L-alanine amidase activity; peptidoglycan immune receptor activity; peptidoglycan binding. Lineage: Eukaryota; Metazoa; Chordata; Aves; Gruiformes; Gruidae. The transcript has 5 exons.